This is a messenger RNA of Penicillium subrubescens, 609 nucleotides long. RefSeq lists its product as uncharacterized. The coding region runs from base 1 to 609 and encodes 202 amino acids. The record is from RefSeq and is a predicted model, not a curated record. NCBI's taxonomy places the organism in Eukaryota, Fungi, Ascomycota, Eurotiomycetes, Eurotiales, Aspergillaceae. The transcript is spliced from 2 exons.
AUGGUCGGUGCGUACUUUUAUGGGCCGGAGUCUUUCAAGAUCUCUCCUCCGGGCCACCCUAAUACGCUCCUAUUGACAGCCUCUAGAGCUAAUCUCACUAGAGACUCGUCCUUCACAGCUCUAGAUAACUUGACUCUUUUAGCCCGCCGCCAGACGAACACACCCUUUGAAAUUUCCAUCGAUGUGCAUCCUGGUUUCUAUAAAGCUCAAGGUGACGAGGCUGGCGUGACAGCCUUUUUACAUCAAGAUCAACAUAUCGACCUAGGAAUCGUCUUCCUUGGUGGCUCUCCGAACUCAAAAGGAAAACUGAGCUUCCGCUGCCAGGCUACUGACGUCGGUAACACCGAUCUCACCAUCAUAUCUCCACUGGUAAUGCCUGUUCCCUUGUUAUGGUUAUCAGAACAUAUUCGCAUCUAUAUCCGCGCCGAGAAUAGUACCAACUAUCGACUUUCAGCCGCGCCAGUCUUCCGACCUCACGAGUCCAGAAUGUUAGCAACAUUUACUGGAGCACUUAUCAGUAGUCCCGAUGUUUUCACCGCUGCCCUACUUAGAGUUUAUGCUACCACCAACGGUGGUAAUCAUACCAUGGAAGGGUAUGUCAGUAGAUGA